Hippoglossus stenolepis (Pacific halibut) is the source of this 3189-nucleotide messenger RNA. RefSeq names its product zinc finger and BTB domain-containing protein 26-like. The record is from RefSeq and is a predicted model, not a curated record. Lineage: Eukaryota; Metazoa; Chordata; Actinopteri; Pleuronectiformes; Pleuronectidae. The coding region runs from base 8 to 1369 and encodes 453 amino acids. Gene Ontology annotation, biological process: regulation of transcription by RNA polymerase II. The transcript is spliced from 2 exons. Gene Ontology annotation, molecular function: RNA polymerase II cis-regulatory region sequence-specific DNA binding; DNA-binding transcription factor activity, RNA polymerase II-specific; protein binding. Gene Ontology annotation, cellular component: nucleus.
GAUCAUUAUGUCAGCCUCCGUUGACACUUUAAAGUUUCGUCUCCCCACCCACGGGGACGCCAUCCUUAGCAAAAUGAACACUCUGAGAGAGGAUCACCGCUUCUGUGAUGUCACACUCCUUCUCGGGGGUCAUCGGGGCACCGCCGUCCAGCCUUUGCAAUUCCAUGGCCACCGAGUGGUGCUUGCGGCAUCCUCAGACUUCCUGCGUGACCAAUUCGUGCUCCACGAGGGCCGGGCAGAGCUGAGCGUGGGUGUAGUUUCCAGCGUGGAGGUCGGCGAGAGACUGCUCCUGUCCUGCUACACCGGGUUCCUGGAGGUCCCUCUGAAGGAGCUGGUGAACUACCUCACUACAGCCAGCGCACUUCAGAUGAGCCAGGUGGUGGAGAAGUGUGCCCAAGCUGUGUCCCAGUACCUCAGUCCGACUCUGGCUUUCUUGAAUCUGGACAUACGAUCAGAGGAGAAGGAAAUCCUGCAGCCACAGGGUGGUUGGCCAGGCCCCAGUUCCAAAAAUCAGGAGGAAAGGGACGGAGCCCAACCCAUUACCAGUAUCCAGGAAGCAAACACAGAGGGAGGUGGCAUGAUUGUGAUUCAGGCCAAGUCGAGGCUCGGCCAAGGAGCGAGGGCGGAAAGUCAAGGACUGAGGGAGGUUAGAGAGAAGAGGAGGGAGAUAAGAGCUAAAAUACAGUCAUCUGAAGAUGCAGCCUGUUGUUUCAAUACUUGGGAGUCAGAGGAAGGGAGAGAUAUCCAGCCAAUCGCCCAGGCUGUUCACAAAAAUGAGCAAUCCUAUCAAGUUCACCAAAUGUCAGGUGUCCUGAGAUGUGCUCAACAUGAAGAGGCGCUGCACAGCUCCCAAGGCCCAAAUGAAAAACUCUCAGCUCAACUGCAAGAAUGUAGGGAGCAGAUGGACUCUGGUUUAUUCUGUUCCUCUGGAGCACAUCUGUCAAAAGGUCCCAGAUCUGGAGAUGAGCUGACAGAAGGUUCAGACAGCACGUCAGUCCAGAGGCCGUACCUGUGCAGGAGGUGUGACAGAGUCUUCCAGCACCUGGAAAGCUACGCUGGACACCUGAAGGAGCACAGACAGCACCUGUGUUUGGUCUGUGGGGAAGGCUUCUCCCAGAGGAGCACUCUGUCUCACCACAUACGUGUCCACACCGGUGUCAAGCCUCUCAGGUGCCCGCUGUGCCACAAGACCUUUUCUCACAAGGCCCCACUGCAAGACCAUUUCAACCUGCACACUGGGGAGAAGCCCCACAAGUGUAACUACUGUGCAAUGCGCUUUGCACACAAGCCAGGCCUCGGGCGCCACCUGAAGGAAAUUCAUAGUAAGAGUAGCCUGCAGAACAUGCUCGAGGAGGUGGAGGAGGACUGACAAUGAAGUCGCAGUUUUAAGCUUGUGUUUUUUUCAUGCAGUUCUCAGAAAUUGCAAAGUACAGGUAUCACAAUCGGUAUCAGGAAGGAAAAAUAUAUAUAUCAGAUGUUCUCUUGUGAUUAUUGGAACAAAUCCCAACGUUUCCUGGCUUGUUUCCUCUUAUUGUGAAAGAAAUUGUUAAUACAAAGAGAUGAAUUGAUUGAUAGACGAAUUUCUUCAUUCAUACAUUCUCCCUGCAUUGCAGGGAGGCUAUAAAGCUUCACCCUUUGACCCGACUGAAAUUGUGUGCAGCUCACUGAGCAUUACGUUAUAAGUGAGUGGGUUGUCCCACAUGGCUGAGAGGGUUUUCAUGCUCCCUCAUUGCGUUCUCUCCCUCCACGCGUCUCCUCAUUCUCCGCCUUUUAUCCUUUUGGCCCAGAAAUGCCACUCAUGUAAGUGAAUGGAGCACUACCAUCUGAGAUGCCAUGGGCAGGGAGUAUGAGACGAAGAAUGAAUGCAUGGUGGAGGAGACACAAAAUAUAGAGUUAGAUAUACCAAAGUAUGUGAAGUGUAUCUCCUAAUUUCACUUUGCAUCUUUAGAAAUACCCAAAACAUACCUCAUAAAACUUUUCAUACAUACAGUAAUGCUGUGAGCAAGUUACAGCCAACCAAAUGUCUCUUUAAUGAACAUGAGCCAUACUUUACAUGUGGUUUAACAUUUGAUUAGCUUUCACGCAUUCUUGCACACGUCCAUGCACACACAGUUUUACAUAUAAACACACAAACAGUGAAUGUGGAAUUAAGGGCAGCUCCAUUAUGAAUGAGAGAGAGAGAGGUUUAAAAUAUGAGGAAGAUCAAGGUCAUGGGAGAGAUGGAAGAGGAGGUGUAGAUAUAGUGAUGGCAUCUUUAUAUCUUCAUAUUUAGAAAAGUUGCAUUUAGCCCAAAUCUUCUUUGUUCUAAAGAUAAUAAGAACCUGUAUGUAUAUAUGUACGUGCAUGACCAUGACUUUACCUGUUCCUUCUGAUAUUGGUGGAAAAGAUGGUUUUCACACACCCAUGCCCACAGUUUUGGCAAAAAUGUCCAGAUGAGCCAUGAGGAAGGAACAUGAAGGUGAAAGAGCAGCAGCUACUCCUCCUCCAUAACCACAGCCCAGGUGCCCUUGAGCAGGGCGUUGAAUCCACCUGCUGCUUCAGUACAGCUGAGUGAAGCUGUUCAGCAGCCAAGAGAUCACAGUGGUCGGACAGGUGUCAGGGUGUGUAACUGUGUGUGUCGAGCAGACUGUUCCAGAAAAAGAUGCUCUCAGCAAAACUAUACCGUUAAUGAAUAACAACAUAACAACAGCUGCAACAUUUUGUGUCACAGAAACUAGUGUCUGUUCAGAUUGUCGCUGACUAAAGAGAUUUUUCCCAAAGCAUCGGGAUGCUGCUGCAAAAACAGUGAUGAGCAGGAUUUGGGGUCAAGAUAUUACAUGUUUAAUAGAAACACACAGUUUUGUUUUUGAAUAAUGAAUCGUAGCACAAAGACUGUUGCUUUUGACUUCAAUAAGAUUGUGGCCAGAAGAUAAAUAUACAUAUAUGUUCAUAAGUAUGACAUAUCCUUCCUCGACUGCAGUGAACAGCAGGUCAUUGAAGAGUUGGUUGAUAAAUGAUAAAAAACACCAGAUGUAAAACCACAUGGUCAAUGAGCCUGUUGAAUCCUGUGGAGAUGCAAGUCUAUUGUAUUGUACAGGAUCCAGCUCAUAGCAUUAAAACCUUCAUAAGCUAUAAACAUAAUCCAUUGUUUUUACUGAACAACACAAGCUGUUGAUAAUCUAACAGCAACAGAUACAAAAUAAUAUAAAA